Messenger RNA from Balearica regulorum gibbericeps (East African grey crowned-crane), 1082 nucleotides. Lineage: Eukaryota; Metazoa; Chordata; Aves; Gruiformes; Gruidae. The record is from RefSeq and is a predicted model, not a curated record.
GUUCCCGGGGGCUUGUUCUAGUGCUGCUGUACCUCGGGCAGUGCUCCGACACCUACAGGAGCCCUGUCCAGGUGUAUUGCUGGCAGGAGCCAAAAAGGAGCCUCUCUGAAGCUGCUGACUUUGAUGAGUCUAAGUCCCCCAGCAUAGAACAGCUGGAUACACUGAGAGAGUUUGCUGGAAUUGCUGCCGGAGCCUCAGCUCCCGAGAGCCUUGCUACUCUUGCCUUUCUGUAUAUGUGCCUGGCUAUUUCGGCUAAGUAUGGAGAUGUUCCCAGUGUGGACAUACUGGUGUGGUCUGAGCUGCCCGUGGGAGCUGGGCUGGGUUCAAGUGCCGCCUAUGCUGUCUGCUUGGCCGCGGCCCUGCUGACGGCGUUUGGAGCCAUCUCAUGCCCUCUGAAGGAGGGAGAGUCCUCAGCCAGGUGGACAGAAGAAGAGCUGACUUUGAUUAACAGCUGGGCCUUCCAGGGGGAGCGGGUGAUCCAUGGCAAUCCCUCGGGUGUGGAUAAUGCUGUUGGUACCUGGGGUGGAGCCCUGAGAUACCAAUCAGGAAAAAUCACACCAUUAAAGAGGGUGCCGAUGCUGAGGAUCUUGCUGACCAACACGAAAGUCCCUCGAAGCACCAAGGUCCUGGUGGCUGGUGUCAAGGAGAAGAUUCUGAAGUUCCCUGCUAUAAUGAACCCGGUGCUGGACUCCAUCGAUGCAAUUUCUCAGGAGUGCCAAAGUGUUCUGGAAGCGAUGCCUGCAAAUCCAUCACCAGAGUAUUACCCUGUGCUGGAGGAACUCUUUGAUAUAAACCAACACCACUUAAACGUGAUCGGAGUCGGCCAUCCCUCCCUGGACAGGCUGUGCCGAGUGACGGCGUCUCACGGCCUGCAUAGCAAGCUGACCGGGGCUGGCGGGGGCGGCUGUGGCAUCACCCUGCUGAGACCAGACACCUCCCCGCUGGCUGUGGAAGCAGCCAAGCGAGACUUAUGUGCCUGUGGAUUUGAAUGCUGGGAGACCAAUAUCGGGGCACCCGGAGUGACCCUGCACUCCUUCUCGUCUUUAAACACCAAAGUGCUGCACGCGCUCUCUGAGAGUUAA